UCGGCGAUUGGGCGGUGCCCGAGGGCUCGGAGAAGAAGGCCCUUGGCGGUUGGGCAGUGCUGGCUAAGGCUAGUUUUAAAGGAGCCGGAGGUGGGAGCCGUCGAAGACCCGGGAUUCGCGGGAGGCGGCGGCUGCCGCCUGGGAUCCCCCAGGGACUCCCCGGAGCCGCCGCUUCCCCCAUGGACUUGCCCGGGGACUCCAGUCCACCUGGCCGGCCACGUCUGUGUCGCCAGCCUCUGGCUCGAGCAUUAUGGGGAGCCAGGAGCCCCAAACGGCCGAGACUGCAGUCUCUAGCGGCCCCUUCACCUUUGGAAAAGGCCUCUCGGCGGGUUUUGGCUGUGGUGCUGGAAGAUGUUAUGGCUGCCCACAUGGUUCCCCUGGUGCCCCAAGAAGAGACCCCCACCCCACGGCACCACAGCAACCAACGGGAUUCUGUCCGCAGCCAGCCACCUGCCUCACCACCCCAACAGGCCACGUGGUCCUCACAUACCAGGCCUCCCGACCCACUGGACCCACUGCGCUUAUGCCGAGAGCCCCUGAGCCGCAUCCACCGGCCCUCUUCUACCCUGAGGCGGCGAUCAAGGACAACCCCUGGCCCAGAGGCGGGCCCUUCACAAAAGGUGGACUGGACCCCCCAGCCCACUCUGGUGGUGAUGCUAGAAGACAUUGCCAGCCCAAGACCCCCAGCUGAGGGCUUUGCUGAUGAGACUCCCAACUUCCUCAUCCCAGCGAGAAGAGCUGAGCCCAUGACGAUUGUUCACCAGUCAAUGCCUCCGUCCAGGGACCUGGAUCCCCCAUUCCAGCCAUCUGCCCUGCCUGAAGACCCUCCAGAGACCCCACCACCAGCCCGGGAUCCUCUACUGGAGCCCCCAUCGAUCCCACCGCCGUCCAGCCUUUUACGCCCCCGCCUCAGUCCCUGGGGCUUGGCCCCCCUCUUCCGUUCCGUCCGCUCCAAGCUGGAGAGCUUUGCUGAUAUCUUCCUCACACCCAACAAAGCCCCACGGCCCCCACCCCCAUCACCCCCCAUGAAGUUGGAGUUGAAGAUUGCCAUUUCAGAGGCCGAGCAGUCCGGGGCUACUGGGGACACUGCGUCUGUCAGUCCCCGGCCCCCUAUCCGCCAGUGGCGGGCCCAAGACCACAAUCCCCCCGCACCGCUGUCUAAGCCCUCUCUGGGCCGAAGCCACUCCUGCCCUGAUCUGGGGCCCCCUGGCCCAGAUACCUGCAGCUGGCCCCCUGCUCCACACCAACCAAGCCGGUCACGGCCCCGGCGGCACACUGUGGGUGGUGGAGAGAUGGCCCGAGCCCCACCACCCCCUCGGCCCUGUCUCCGGAAAGAGGUCUUCCCUCUUGGAGGAGUGGGAGGCUCUCCUCCCCUUGUCACAUCUUGCUCGUCCACCGCAUCUUCUUCCUCCUUCUCUGAACCUGCAGAACCCAGGUUGGGUUCAACCAAGGGGAAGGAGCCAAGGGCCUCAGAGGACCAGGUGCUUUCAGACCCUGAUACCAAGAGCAUGGGAAAGGUUUCUCGAUUCAGAAUACGCAGGACGCCAGCCCGUUCUCAGCUCAACCUUACACCAAUGGGGCUGCCUCGACCAAUCAGGUUGAACAAGAAGGAGUUCAGCUUAGAAGAAAUUUAUACCAACAAGAAUUAUCAGUCGCCUACAACCAGGAGGACCUUUGAGACCAUCUUUGAGGAACCCCGGGAGCGCAACGGGACUUUGAUUUUCACCAGCUCAAAGAAGCUUCGGCGGGCUGUAGAAUUUCGGGACAGCAGCCUUCCUCGAACCCGGCGGCCCUCUCGUGGGGUCCGGGCUGCAGCUGGCAGGACCCUUACCCCCAGCCUGGCCCCCAGCCCAGAUGUGGGACCUCUGCUGCAGCAGCGGCUGGAGGAGCUGGAUGCCUCACUCCUGGAAGAGGAGGAAGUGGAUAGGGAGCGGCCCCAUCGGACCUAGGAGCUCCACCUGUUUGUUCAUCCGUCCUGAAGCAUCUGGGGCAGUUAUAUAUUUUUCUCUAUAUUUCUAGUAAAGUUUUCGAUAUGUUUCUGA
Molecule: messenger RNA, 2042 nt
Organism: Callorhinus ursinus (northern fur seal)
Lineage: Eukaryota; Metazoa; Chordata; Mammalia; Carnivora; Otariidae
Gene: PRR14
Product: proline rich 14
Cellular component (GO): nucleoplasm
Source: RefSeq, a predicted model, not a curated record